AUGGAUAACAUUAGUGAGACCUCUAUUGAACGAAGACGUAGAUUGAAAAGAGAAUCUGCUGCUCGACAAAGAGCUAACCAAUCUUCAGAGCAAAAUGAACACUGUAAAAGGCAAUAUAGAGAAUCAAAGGGUCAAAAAAUUACGCGUGAUGUACCUGCUGAACUUACUCAAA
Molecule: messenger RNA, 172 nt
Organism: Racocetra persica
Lineage: Eukaryota; Fungi; Glomeromycota; Glomeromycetes; Diversisporales; Gigasporaceae
Source: the annotation of a GenBank genome assembly